Bipolaris maydis ATCC 48331 is the source of this 975-nucleotide messenger RNA. RefSeq lists its product as uncharacterized. NCBI's taxonomy places the organism in Eukaryota, Fungi, Ascomycota, Dothideomycetes, Pleosporales, Pleosporaceae. The record is from RefSeq and is a predicted model, not a curated record.
AUGACGACUGCUCUCUUCACCCUCGCCUCUCUGGCGCCAGCGAUCGCAAACGCAGUAGCGCUGUUAAGAGCGACACCAGAGCCUACACAUUUCGUCCCUUCAAUGGAUAUAUGGAAUCCCGCGCCAACAGCAGCAGCGCAGCUGCCCUUGUCUCUAUUCAAGCGCCAGGCCAGUGGACACGAUUACACAUGCGGAUUCGUCUCCGGAUCGCCAGACAGCCCAGUAACAUGCGAAAACCCGACUCAGACAUGCGCAACAAACACCUACUUCGGCAUCCACGGCUGCUGCGACCCAGCGUCAAACACCCCCUGCACACUCCCCACUUCCUGCAUCGCAUUCACCGCUAUGACCGCCUCAUGCACAGAAACCGCUUGCUCAUCUAACGAGGCAAUUGUAAAAUGUACCUCGAGCACCGCACAAGAAUGCUACGAGUGGAACUUCAUCUACGACAACAUGGUAAUGACACAGCAUGGUUGCGCCGAAACAGCUUUUACCAGCACUGCGUAUCGUUCCCCGGGUAUGAGGAUGUUGUCAUCGAGUAAUAAGGAAACAGAAGAAAGAGAAACUGUUACCGCGACUGUGACUAUGAGGGAAAUUAUUUCCGGAAUUCCUACUCUUCCUGCUGUAGCGGAAGACAAAGACACAACGACUUCUUCUGAAGGGAGGAAAACUAGCUUGGAGGCAGUGAUAGGGGGUACAGUUGGUGCUUGCGUCUUUGUUUGUUUCCUUGCUUUUGUGGUUUUUCUGGCGUGGAGGCGGCGGAGGAAUUUGAAGGGGCAAAAUACGCAAUGCUAUCAGCAGCAGCAGUCAAUGGUGGAAUAUCAUGCUGCUGUGUAUGAAGAUACAGACAAGGCUUGGGAUCAGCAGUGUGGGGUGGUGGCAUGUGAGAGGGAGAUUUGCAUGGGGGAUGGCGUGGGUGUUGUUGAGAUGGAUGGAACACAGAGACCCGUUGAAGCGCCGACAAGAGAGAAGUGA